Molecule: messenger RNA, 1440 nt
Organism: Physcomitrium patens
Lineage: Eukaryota; Viridiplantae; Streptophyta; Bryopsida; Funariales; Funariaceae
Biological process (GO): SRP-dependent cotranslational protein targeting to membrane
Cellular component (GO): signal recognition particle
Molecular function (GO): 7S RNA binding
Source: RefSeq, a predicted model, not a curated record
AGAAAUUCCUCUAAACCCUAAACCCGAAGCCCCGGCUGGCACUGGGGUCUCGGUGCACUUGCACAUCGCGAUUUUGCCUUCUCCUCUUCCUUGGUUUCGCUUAGUGGUUACAUCCGUUUUCGUGUUUUGCGGUAACAAUUGAUCUGCUUCCUGGUCUCAAGAGUUUUCGAUUCGUCCUGUUUAAUUUUGCGGCCCAUGGGAACAUUCGUGCGGCAGCGCCUUAUUUCGCGUUUGUCUCGCGGGGACCCGUGUCGUAGGUUAUGCCCUGGGGUGUUGGGUUUUUCGCCUCAGGGCCAUGGAAGUGUAUCAACAGCGGCUGGUUACGCGACGUCGUCGGAGAGUGGCCAAAGUGAGGGAUCUGCUUCAUGGUUCCAGAAGCUGAAGGGAGUGUUCAAGGGGAUACCAUCCUCUGAAUCGCGGCCUCAGGGUCCUGAACCGAAGGUUGCUGAUCCCAAGGCUAUUCUACCCGGGGACUUCACCAUGGAAAAUUUUGCAGAUGAGCUUGGGAAGGCCCGUCGAUUCGGAAGCAUGACCCAGUUUGGACGUGGACUUCCUCGCGGAGGUGAAAUGUCGGCAGUCAAGUCCUUACAAAGACAAGAAGAAAUUCUCCGUGCACUGCACAAGCGAGAUCCUGUGCGAGUAGGAGCACAGCAGAAGGCUGAUGUAGCUGCAGAGUGCGGGUGCACAGUAUUCGACGUGGAGAACGUGAUUUCAAAGUAUGAGUGGGCGAAGGAAGCUAAUCGGCGUGUCAAGAAACUCGAAGCGGAAGGCAAGCCUUUACCGAAGACAUUGAAUGAGGUCGAAGCCCUCAUGGGUGGCAGCUGGAGUGCAGCAGCUUCUGUGAAUCUAGCGAAGACGGGAAACAUCAGUAGAAAUGCCGCUUGCCCUUGUGGGUCUAAAAAGAAGUACAAGAGGUGUUGUGGCAAAAACGCAGUGGAAUCCUGAAAGAGCUAGCGAGAAAUUUGGAUACAAGUGACGCUACUGUCGUUAAUUAUCAGCAGGCGCUACAACUUCGUAAGAUUUUGGAUUUGACAGUGAAAUGACAAUUUGUCAACGAAAUCCGCACUCACGCCUUGGCAGAUUUAUGGCUUGUAUAGGUGCUGUUCGCUUUCCUCUUCGCUGGAAAGCAAAGUAUGCAUCUCUAGAUGUUGCUCAUGCCAGGUUCAGAGCUUUCCCCGUUGCUAGUAUUCACCUUAACACAUCUAAUUAUUUAGUCGAACUGAAAUUGUUUCAAAUGUAGACCUGUUAGAAAUCAAUGCAAUGCAUACUUAUGAAAUUGACAGAUUCUUAGCAUUUGACACAAAACUAUUAAAUUGAGAUGUUUCCUUCUUCGUCUACCAAGUUAAAUCAAUUAGCCAUUCGUAUUAUGAGCACUGUGGCAGGUGAAGUAAAUGUACAUACAAAUUCAGUAGUUGAACUCGCAUCUGCAACCAAACAAAA